Messenger RNA from Camelina sativa (false flax), 514 nucleotides. RefSeq names its product MATH domain and coiled-coil domain-containing protein At2g42465-like. NCBI's taxonomy places the organism in Eukaryota, Viridiplantae, Streptophyta, Magnoliopsida, Brassicales, Brassicaceae. The record is from RefSeq and is a predicted model, not a curated record.
ACAAACUUUUCUCUGAGACUUCCAUCGCUAUACCUACUCCAAAAGCCAAGUGAUGGGGAACCAAUUUCAGUUGCAUAGACGAAAAAAGAUCAGAGUCAAUGGUUUCGUCAUUGAUGCUUCUAACAUCACGUUAGCAAAGUGGAUUUUUCAGACGUAUCCAGAGACUACAGAUAAUGUCAAAGUGCAAAACCAAAGUCUCAGGAAUACAUACAUGAACCUUCUCUGCCGCACCAUCGGGAUACUUUACCACACGCCUCUUGGUUAUCUCACCGAAGCUGAAUUGACCAAAGCCUCUAAGGAUUUGCAUGAUCUGACACAAGUCGGUUUUAAACUCGACUGGUUGAAUUCUAAGUUUGACAAGGUCUCCUCGGAAAAGAAGACUUCUGAAGAACGGAUUGUGGAACUCAAAUUAGAGGUCAAGAAACUCGUGAUGACCGUGUCUGAUCUCAAAGUUGAGAGGAAAAACGAGAAAAAGAAAUUGAAGAAGCAACCAAGCUGGAUACACUUGGCCUAA